CCUCCCUGGAAACUGCUGGAACUGGGGGAAAGUGCAAGGAAAAAGCAAAAGCCUGUGAGAGGCCAAAUGAGGCUGCCUGCCCCUUGGGGUGAUGGGCUUAGCUAGUUGAGGGUAAAAAAAAAAAAAGUUGAAGUAGGCGGCUCUGGAAUGGGCUUCUUUGGGCCCGCCCCGUGCCCUUUGUUGCACUCUGUGCCUUGGGAACCCCGACAUGGCGCUGCAAGGCCGGCUGCUCCCUGCUUGGGGCCUCCGUCUGCAAAGGUUUUUCAGUCAUGGAACCCAAAUAUUACAUCAAAGCAUCGAUGCUCCUCGGGCUAAAUUCUUUCCACCCCUCCUAAAAGCAAUGCUGCCACCUAACAGUUUUCAAGGCAAAGUGGCAUUCAUCACUGGGGGUGGCACCGGCCUCGGAAAAGGAAUGACGACUGUUCUGUCUAGCCUAGGUGCGCAGUGUGUGAUAGCUAGCCGGAAUAUUGAUGUUUUGAAAGCUACCGCACAAGAAAUUUCUUCUCAGACUGGAAAUAAGGUCCAUGCUAUUCAGUGUGAUGUGAGAAAUCCCGAUGUGGUUCAAAACACUGUGUCAGAACUGAUCAAAGUUGCAGGGCAUCCUGAUAUCGUGAUCAACAAUGCCGCAGGAAAUUUUAUUUCUCCCAGCGAAAGACUCACUCCUAAUGGGUGGAGGACCAUAACUGACAUAGUUCUAAAUGGCACAGCCUUUGUGACGUUAGAAAUUGGAAAACAACUAAUCAAAGCACAGAAAGGAGCAGCCUUUCUUGCUAUUACAACUAUAUACGCUGAAUCUGGAUCAGGUUUCGUUGUACCAAGUGCUUCUGCUAAAGCUGGGGUGGAAGCCCUGAACAAGUCUCUUGCUGCUGAAUGGGGUAAAUAUGGAAUGCGAUUCAAUGUGAUUCAACCAGGACCUAUAAAAACAAAAGGUGCUUUUAGCCGUCUUGACCCAACUGGAGCAUUUGAGAAAGAAAUGAUCCAUAGAAUUCCCUGUGGUCGACUAGGAACUGUGGAAGAACUUGCAAAUCUUGCCGCUUUCCUUUGUAGUGAUUAUGCUUCUUGGAUUAAUGGAGCAGUCAUUAGAUUUGAUGGCGGAGAGGAAGUAUUUAUUGCAGGAGAAUUCAACAGUUUGGGAAAGGUCACCAAUGAGCAGUGGGAUGUAAUAGAGGGCCUCAUCCGGAAAACAAAAGGUUCCUAAGAGACUGUGACUUUCUUACACAUAGUGGAAAGAAUCAUUUGACUAUAUUCAAGUUUAAUAAAUGGCUAAUUAACA
Messenger RNA from Suncus etruscus (white-toothed pygmy shrew), 1273 nucleotides. RefSeq names its product 2,4-dienoyl-CoA reductase 1 (gene DECR1). Gene Ontology annotation, cellular component: mitochondrion. Lineage: Eukaryota; Metazoa; Chordata; Mammalia; Eulipotyphla; Soricidae. The coding region runs from base 209 to 1198 and encodes 329 amino acids. The record is from RefSeq and is a predicted model, not a curated record. Gene Ontology annotation, molecular function: 2,4-dienoyl-CoA reductase (NADPH) activity. The transcript is spliced from 10 exons. Gene Ontology annotation, biological process: fatty acid beta-oxidation.